ACUUCCCACCAAUCUUCCCAAAAUGUCUUCUCCUUCUCCAUCUCCUUCCAAUCCCCUUCUCCUUCUCUUCCUUCUCCUCCUCUCCAUCCCAUCAUCAACUCCAAGCCCUCAAUCCAACGGCCAGGGUUUCAUCUCCCUGUCCAUCUCCGACAAGGGCCUUUUCUUCAUCAAGGACCUGUUGAUAGAACAGGCCAUCUCCACCCUCACUCCUCUCACUCUCCCCACAAUCCAGAAAUCAAUCAAAAUCCCUUUGCUUGGGAAAGUCUAUGUCUCCCUCUCCAACAUCACCCUCUCCCACGUCAAUGUCUCCUCGUCGACCAUACAGCCCGGCGAGACGGGCAUCGCAAUCGUCACGUCCGGCAUGACUGCCGAUCUGAACAUGACUUGGAAAUACUCUUAUCGAACUUGGGUCAUAAUUCCCAUCGAUAUAUCCGAUAGUGGGACCGCCCAGAUUCUGGUUGAAGACAUGGAAGUUGGGCUUACCUUAAAAAUGGAGAAUCAAGGUGGAGGUCUAAGGCUCUCCCUCAUGGAAUGCGGUUGUUAUUUGAAGGAUAUUUCCAUAACAUUGGAUGGUGGAGCAUCUUGGUUUUAUCAGGGGUUGGUGGAUGCUUUUGAAGGGAAGAUUAGGUCCGCUGUGGCAAAAGCUAUCACCAAAAAGCUUGAAGAAGGGAUUGUAAAGCUUGAUGCCUUCUUGCAAAAGAUUCCCAAAGAAGUCCCAGUUGAUGAUAUUUCUGCCUUGAAUGCCACUUUUGUGAAUGACCCGUUAUUGAGUAAUUCUUCUGUUGGGUUUGAAAUAAAUGGCUUAUUCAUGGCGAGAGAUAAAGUUUCACUUCCCAAGUACUAUCUUAGAAAUUCACAAACUUCAGCCCCCUGCAAUGGUCAAAUGCUUCAGAUUUCGUUAGAUAAAGCUGUACUUGACUCUGCAUCGGAUGUAUACUUCAAAGCAGGAAUUAUGCGCUGGAUUGUGGACAAAGUCCCCGAUGACUCUCUUUUAAACACUGCUGGCUGGAAAUAUAUGGUCCCUCAGCUCUACAAGAAGUAUCCGAAUGACAAAAUGCAACUGAACAUUUCUCUGUCUUCUCCUCCUGUCAUAUGGAUUAUAUCAGAUCAAAUCCAAGCUACCGUCUCCUCAGACAUGACGAUUGAAGUUCUGGAUGGUGGUGAAGUAAUACCUGUUGCAUGCAUAUCAAUGGUAAUCAGUGCCUCCGGUACCGUGGAGGUUUCAGGCAAUAACCUAGCUGGACGAGCUGGAUUGAAUGAAUUUACACUGAACUUAAAGUGGAGCAAAGUCGGAAGAUUCCAUAUGUAUCUAAUUCAGACGGUGGUAUGGGUUUUCCUGAAGGACGUCGCCCAGCCAUACGUGAAUUCACAUCUCCAGAAAGGAUUCCCUCUGCCCAUCAUUCACGGCUUCUCCCUCCAAAAUGCUGAAAUACAGUGCAGUGGCUCAGCAAUCACGGUCUGCAGUGAUGUAACGUAUGCCGACGACUCAUACAAUGUUAAGCAGCUUCUAAAUGUACCAUUACUGAUCAACGCCUAGACGAGACGGUAAGAUGAUACACGUAUGUGAAACUUGGAGGAGAGAAUUGCCAAUCAAACACGUGUAGAUCUCAGCCCUCGACAUGCUGGGAACAUGUGCCACCAACGUGGCAUAGCCAUGUGAAAUCCAAGCUAUUUGGUUGGGUGGGUCCCACCUGCCUGCAUGCGCUAGCAAGACAGUAAGGCUGUUGCAAUAAUCAUGUCUGGCGCACCUUAUGGAUGGCUCGGAUGUUCCACAUGAUCAGUGGGGAGGAGCUGAGAUUGACACACACAAUUGGCAAAUCUCCAAAGUAGAAUGUAUUAAACCGUUUCAGGUUCCAAACAGUAACAGAUAGUUGUACAGUGGAUGUUUCAGAACUUGUUUAUUUGUUAUAGUUUGUAUAUGGGGUGUAUACCCCAUGGAGAUUUCAUCAUUUCCAUUCACAUGUAUAAUAUGUAAUCUGAUGCUCUGGAUCUUC
This is a messenger RNA of Magnolia sinica, 1994 nucleotides long. Its product is annotated as putative BPI/LBP family protein At1g04970. Lineage: Eukaryota; Viridiplantae; Streptophyta; Magnoliopsida; Magnoliales; Magnoliaceae. The transcript is spliced from 6 exons. Bases 23 to 1537 code for a protein of 504 amino acids. The record is from RefSeq and is a predicted model, not a curated record. Gene Ontology annotation, molecular function: lipid binding.